UUCCACAAGCAACAGGCCCCCACAACCAUAUAUACCAAAAGAGUUGUAGCAUUCAUAUCUAUACUUAGAAAGUUCAUUGCUCUGUGUUCACCUCAUUGAGAAUUAGCCAUGGCUGAUGUGAAGCUUUUGGGUUCACGGUCAAGCCCGUUUGUGAACCGGGUUCAAAUUGCCCUCAACUCAAAAUCAGUCAACCAUGUGUUCCUAGAAGAGAAAUUUGGGUCCAAAAGUGAUAUCCUCCUCCGAUCCAACCCUGUUCACAAGAAAAUACCGGUACUAAUCCAUGGUGACAAGCCCAUAUGCGAGUCCCUCAUCAUUGUUGAAUACAUUGACCAGGUGUGUUCCUCUAGUCCCUCUAUCCUCCCUUCCGAUCCCUUUGAUUGUGCCAUUGCUCGAUUUUGGGCAGCUUAUGUUGAUGAUAAGUUGCCUUCGUCGAUGAAGCAGCUUCGGACAGCACAAAGAGAUGAUGAGAGAUUAGCAGCAAUAGAGGAAAUGGUUGGGGCUAUGGUCUUGAUGGAGGAUGCCUUUGUGAAGUGCAGCAAAGGGAAGGGUUUCUUCGGUGGGGAUGGUAUUGGGUACCUUGACAUGGCACUUGGGUCCUAUUUGGGGUGGUUGAGGAUGGUGGAGAAGACAGUCAAUGUGAAGCUACUUGAUGAAACCAAGACUCCAAGUUUGGUGGGUUGGGCUGAGAGGUUUUGUUCACAUGAUGCUGUGAAGGAUGUUAUACCAGGGAUUGACGAGCUUAUGGAAGUAGUGGCAAUGCAUAAAGCCAUGGCCCAAGCUCAAUCUCCCAAUUGACCUUUGUCUUCGUAUUUGGAUCCAAUAAUUCUACGGACAUAGAACCAACCACAGAAGAUAAGAAUAGUCAUACAUGUCUGAUGGUGCGUGACACGGUUGGUGCAGUGGUGAAAGCAUCUGACCUUCGAGGUUGUUCCCAUGUAUAUUUUAUGUGGUUGAUUUUGUAUCCAUAGAAUUAUUGAUUUGGGUCACUUUCCAAUCCAAUAAUUUGGGGAGCCUUUGUUGUGAAAGAUGAUUUCU
This is a messenger RNA of Camellia sinensis, 1035 nucleotides long. RefSeq names its product glutathione S-transferase U18. Gene Ontology annotation, molecular function: glutathione transferase activity. Gene Ontology annotation, biological process: glutathione metabolic process. Lineage: Eukaryota; Viridiplantae; Streptophyta; Magnoliopsida; Ericales; Theaceae. Gene Ontology annotation, cellular component: cytoplasm. The record is from RefSeq and is a predicted model, not a curated record.